Python bivittatus (Burmese python) is the source of this 3292-nucleotide messenger RNA. The record is from RefSeq and is a predicted model, not a curated record. Lineage: Eukaryota; Metazoa; Chordata; Lepidosauria; Squamata; Pythonidae.
CUGGGGAGAGGCAAAAAAACGGCUUUAUAAACCUCCAAGCUCUCCGUCAGCAAGUCCCAACAAGAGUGCUGAAAUUACAGCCUUUCCGACAGAGGAAGACAGAGACGGGCCAGUUGGCUCCAGGGGAGAAGAAGUGGUGGCAACUGGAGGGGAGAUUGGGAUCUCCCGGGCCUGACGCUGCCUUUGGCCCCCUUCUCCCCCACCCUCUUCCAAGCGUGGCCACAUUCCGGAGAGGUCCCGAGGCCUCUGGCUUUUGACAGCUUCUCAACCAGCCGGCUGAAAGCCAGCGUUCCUGAAUCGAAGCCGGAAGGCUCGGCAACCUUCUCCCCGGGUGAGGGGCACGGGGUUGCUCGGAUCCCGUGCCAAGGGCGAGUUUGGAUAGACGCAGCAUCCGGACACAUGGGCAACCUCAGCGGUGCCAGGCAGCCUCUGAGAAGCGUGAGUCUCUGUCCCUUUUGGAAGCUGGCUGCCUGAAAGCUGAGCCGGUUCAAACGGCUGGGUCCAGAAAGAGGACGCUGAAGCGUAUAUUUAGAGCGAUUCCGCUAGACGGCUGCCCGGUGGCAGGAGGGGGAGGCCGAGGAGGACGGAGAAGAUAUUGAGAAGGAACUUCCAAGAUCUCCCUGGCUGGACAGUGGGGAGUUUGGGCCCUGAGUUGCCAGCAGAAGCCAAAAAGAUGAGAGGAAAGAACGCGCUGGAGCCAAGAAGCUGCAGCAGCGAAGAGGGCUUCCUGGGGGCAACUGGGGGCCUUGGCUCGCGGCGGGCCGUGGGCUGGCUCUUCCUUCUCCUCUUGGCCCUAGAGCAGCUUUGCUCUGUCUUGGCCUUCUCCACUUGCAAGACGCUGGACAUGGACCUGAUGAAACGGAAGCGGAUUGAGGCCAUCCGGGGCCAGAUCUUGAGCAAACUCAAGCUCCCGAAGCCCCCCGAAGCGGAAGACCCCGAGUCGCGGGUCCUGUCAGAAGAGAUCAUGGCCCUCUACAACAGCACCUUGGAGAUCAUCCGGGAAAUGGCAGCAGAGGAGCCCCAGGAGACCUUGCAAGAAGAAUACUACGCCAAGGAGGUGCACCGGUUCACGAUGCUCCCCACUGACCACGAAAGCUACGGGGAAGAGUACAAAAAGGAUAACCAAAACAUCUACUUUGGAUUUGACGUCUCACCAAUCCGGCUUACCCUUCCGGAUCCCAACCUGCUGUACCGCGCAGAGCUGAGGAUGCGUGCCUCUGGAACUGGGCAGGAGCAGCGGCUGGAGCUUUACCAGCAAAAAUACCAUUCAAGGAACGACUCCUCAUGGUACUACCUGCAAGGGCAGGCGGUGAAGGUGAAGAGUGAAAAGGAGUGGCUGUCGUUUGACGUCACCAAUGUCCUUCGGGUCUGGCUGGCAAGUACAGACAUUCUGGGAAGAUUUCGACUCAGUACUCAUUGUUCCUGUGACAGUAAACGGGAGGAUUUAAAAGUGGAAAUCGAAGGCAUUGUAACCAAAAGAGGGGAUCAGGGGCAGAUCAGCCGGGAUAAGCAGCAGCGGCCCUACCUGCUGAUCAUGGCGAUGACCCCGGAACGGGUCGAUUCCCACAACCAUAAGCGGAGGAAACGGUCCACCCUGGAUGCAGAUUUCUGCAGCAGUCAAUCACCAGAAGAGAAGAACUGCUGCGUUCGGCGUCUGUACAUUGACUUCCGGAAAGAUUUGAAAUGGAAGUGGAUCCAUGAACCCAAAGGCUACUAUGCCAAUUUCUGUAUGGGCCCUUGCCCCUACCUCUGGAGCUCGGACACUCAGUAUAGCAAGGUCCUCGCCCUGUAUAACCAGCACAAUCCCUCGGCCUCAGCCGCACCCUGCUGCGUCCCGGACGAGCUUCAGCCGCUGGGCAUCCUUUACUACGUGGGUCGGCAAGCCAAAGUAGAACAGCUGUCCAACAUGAUUGUCAAAUCGUGCCGGUGUAGCUGAGGACAAGGACUGGUGGACUUGGGAAAGCCAUUCGGGUCAGGUUGGAAUGUCUGAAAGAUCCACACGGGGAAGAUGGGUCAGGACUGCGAGGAAGCAGACUUCUUUUCCCCCUCUGCUAAAACCUCGUGCCUUUUUUUUUUAUUAUUAAAAAAGAAGGUUCUUUUUUGCCUUUUUCUUUUUUUUUAAAAAAGCAACGUAUUGUUAUUAUUAUUGUUAUUAUUAUUUUAUUUUGUAAAUUUAUGGUUUUGGUGGGUUGGAACCCUUGGAUUCUUUUUUAAUUGUUUUGCUCCGGUUGGCAAGAGGACUUAAGGAUUAUAAGCAGAGAGCGGAAGAAGAAGAGGAAGAGGGGGAAGGAGGAGAAGAGGAGGAAGAGGCCCAGAUCCACUGGAAAGGAGAAGCCAGCUUUUGAAAACAGCAGGGGGGAGGAAGCAACUUGCUGCGAGACGGCAAAAAGAAAUAAAAAAUUAAAAUCUGAUCAGGGUCAAGAGAUGUAAAAAGGGUUAAAGCCGCUGAAGAGCUGAAGUGCUGCCCCUUGGAACAGGGUCCAGAAUGGCGAAGGUCAGAGCAUCCCUCUGGAUGUUCUCCCGAUGCCCAAACCUCUUGGGAGUUCUGGGGUGGCCGGACGAUGCCCGAUUUGCUGCAAAAGAACUUGGAUCUCGUGGGGAGGGGAAGAUGCUCCUGUUUGGGGUGGGUCUCAGGGGCAGCUUUGUCCCCGUCACAUGGAACGGCACCGGAUAAACUCUGCUCCUGACUGGGGUCAUCUGGGCUACGUUCAGACCCCGUUCUUGGAAUGCCCCAGCUGCAGGGAACUUCUCUGGGGGGAAUGACUCUGCCCCCUGCUGCUCGCCCAUGCCCACUGGCCGCCUGGCCCCACCUCCGCUCCAGCCUGGCUCCCCAGUUGAUCGAAGAUGCUAGGGCAGAAAUUGGAUGGGGAGAAGGGGUCAGGGGCCCUUUUGGGCUCAUAGAGGGCAUGAAAAGGAGGGGUGGACGGGCUAUUCCAGGGCAGGUGGGGAAGAACUCGAACGCCACAUUUUUGAGCAUAAUGCUAGGGGAUUUUUCCUUGCCUGGUUGCAGAUACUUGUUCGCAGAAGCUGUUUUUCAUAACUGGCGUGGCACUGGAGGGCCCCUCCUUCGAGAGAAGAAGUCUCUCUCCCCCAGUGCCCCUGAGACAAGGGAAGAGGGUACUGAGAUCAUUUUUGUUCUCCCCAUUUUCUAACCUUAGCAGUAUCGGCAAUAAAUUCAGAGACCACAAACUGGAUGGGUUCGCACAAACGCUCAAUCCUAAACUUACGUUAAGAAAUGGCUGUAUUUAUGUAACAUGCAAUUUCCAAACCAAUAAACCAUUUUGUGACUUCA